CCCUGGCAAGCCGGGCCCGGAGUCCCCAGGGAGCGGCUGCUUCCUGGGACGCCCUCCCGGACGCCCCCGCCGAAGGGUAACGGUUCUGGGCCCCCGGCAGAAGGCGCCUCCGGGUGACCCCCGGCGGGGCCCUGCGAGCCGCGGGAACCGACCCCGGGGCCUCGAGCGGGGAGGAAGGGGCUUUCCGGAGGCGCGGGGCCAGGGGCCGAAGGAGCCGGAGCGCAGCGGAGCAGAGCCGGGCCUCCUGUGCGCGGGGCAGGGCAGCGCCUGGUCUGGAGACGGACUCCGGGACCCUCGGGUGCGGGGGCCUCGGCGACCUGCCCCGCGGGGCGCGCGGCCGCGGAGUGGCCUAUUGGGGAUCCUCCCGCAGAGGGGCCGGCCCGGGGCGGGGAGAUGAACGGCUUUAGCACGGAGGAGGACAGCCGCGAAGGGCCCCCCGCCGCCCCCGCCGCCGCCCCGGGCUACGGCCAGAGCUGCUGCCUCAUCGAGGACGGCGAGCGCUGCGUCCGGCCCGCGGGCAACGCCUCCUUCAGCAAGAGGGUCCAGAAGAGCAUCUCGCAGAAGAAACUCAAGCUGGACAUCGACAAGAGCGUAAGGCACCUGUAUAUCUGCGACUUCCACAAAAAUUUCAUCCAGAGUGUACGAAAUAAAAGGAAGAGGAAGACAAGUGACGAUGGCGGAGAUUCUCCUGAGCACGACACUGACAUUCCUGAGGUUGACCUGUUCCAGCUGCAGGUGAACACUCUACGGCGUUAUAAACGACACUACAAAUUGCAGACCAGACCAGGCUUCAAUAAGGCCCAGUUAGCAGAAACUGUCAGCCGACACUUCAGGAACAUACCUGUGAAUGAAAAAGAGACCCUCGCCUACUUCAUCUACAUGGUUAAGAGUAACAAGAGUAGACUGGACCAGAAAUCGGAGGGCGGCAAGCAGCUUGAGUGAGGAAGAAGCGCAUCAAGGAACAAAGUAUGAUGCUUAAUGCACAGGUGAUAUCUGCCACGUUUAGGCCCAUAAAGACUGUUAAAUUUUAUUGUAAAUAAAGAAGUUUGAAUGAUGAA
Panthera uncia (snow leopard) is the source of this 1058-nucleotide messenger RNA. It is a transcript of the gene SAP30L, whose product is annotated as SAP30 like. Gene Ontology annotation, cellular component: histone deacetylase complex. Gene Ontology annotation, biological process: regulation of DNA-templated transcription. Lineage: Eukaryota; Metazoa; Chordata; Mammalia; Carnivora; Felidae. Gene Ontology annotation, molecular function: protein binding; transcription coregulator activity. The record is from RefSeq and is a predicted model, not a curated record. The transcript is spliced from 4 exons. The coding region runs from base 394 to 942 and encodes 182 amino acids.